CAGCCCCAGACCUCAGUGACCGGCUCAAGCACAGGCCCAGACCCAACACCGGGGCUGCCUCGGGGGAGGUCAGUGGGGGCAGAGAGACGUGGCUCUGGUCGAUCGAGGACGCCUCUCCGCCUCCCCGAGAGGGGCCGAUGGCCGGAUUCUCUGACUCCCUGCUCCGUCUCCGGGCUUCCUUCUCGGCUGGGAAGACCCGACCCCUGGAGUUCCGCUGCUCCCAGCUCAACGCUCUGCUCUGCCUCCUGCGGGAGAAUGAGGAGGGGCUGCUCGAUGCCCUCUACGCCGACCUGCGCAAGUCCAGGUUCGAGGCGCUGGUGACCGAGCUGAGGUUUGUGAAGAACGAGGCAUGGACGGCCCUCAACAACCUCGAGAGGUGGUCCCGGCCCGAGGGUGUGGAGAGAUCCUUUGUCACCAAGCUGGACCACUGCUUCAUCCGGAGGGAGCCGCUGGGGGUCGUCCUCAUCAUCGGGACCUGGAGUCACCCGGUUCGAUUCCUGCUCACGCCACUCGUCGGGGCGAUGGCUGCAGGGAACGCCGCUGUCCUCAAACCCUCGGAGGUGAGUGGGAGAACCUCAGAGACGCUGGCAUCCCUCAUCCCUCGGUACCUCGACAAGGAAUGUUUCGCUGUUUUCACGGGGGGUCCCUCGGAGACCAGGAGACUCCUCCAGUACAAGUUCGAUUAUAUCUUCUACACUGGAGGCAGCCCGGUGGGGAAGCUGGUGAUGAAGGCUGCGGCUGAGCACCUGACCCCCGUCACCCUGGAGCUGGGGGGGAAGAACCCCUGCUAUGUGUCCCCGGACGCGGAUCCGGAGAGCACGGCCCGGCGGCUGGUCUGGGGACGGUUCCUCAAUGCCGGGCAGUCCUGCCUGGGGCCCGACUUGGUGCUGUGCACCCCGGAGGUGAGGGACCGGCUGCUGCCCGCCCUCAAGCGCUCCCUCCGGGAAUUCUACGGACCCCGGCCCCGGGACAGCCCCGACUACGGCCGCAUCGUCGACCGGCACCGCUUCCGGCGCCUCCGGGACCUCCUGGGAUCCGGACGGGUGGUGCUGGGCGGGGAGUGGGAUGAGGAGGAGAGGUACAUCGCCCCGACAGUGCUGGUGGACGUGAAGGAGUCGGACCCGGUGAUGAAGGAGGAAAUAUUCGGGCCGAUCCUGCCCAUCCUCUCCAUCAGCUCGAUGGGGGAGGCCAUCGAGGUCAUCAGCCGGGGGCAGAAACCCCUGGCCGUCUACGUCUUCUCCUCCUGUGCCAAGGUGAUCCGGGAGGUGUUGGAUCACACCAGUAGUGGCGGCUUCUGCUCCAACGACAACCUCAUGCAGAGCAGCCUCAACACCCUGCCCUUCGGAGGGGUCGGCUCCAGCGGCUUCGGCACCUACCACGGCAGGUUCUCCUUCGAGACCUUCUCCCACCGGAGGGCCUGCUUGCUGAGGAGCCCGGGGCUGGAGUCGCUGAACGUCGCCCGCUACCCACCGUACAACCAGCAGAAGCUGAACUGGAUCCUCUGGGUCACCGAUGUCAGGAGGAGGGAUUGCAGCUGCUCUGUCCUCUGAUCCGGGGAAUGGCCGACUUCAUCUUCUCGGGGCUUCUACUUGCUGCAUCUCUGUAUCAAUGCGUCACUUGCUGCAGUAAUGCAUCACCCUGGUGUUAAUGUGUCACUCCCUGCAGUAAUGCAUCGCCCCUCAUGUUAAUGCAUCACCCCUGCAGUAAUGCAUCGCCCCUCAUGUUAAUGCAUCACUCCCUGUGUUAAUGCAUCACUCCCUGCAGUAAUGCAUCACCCCUCGUGUUAACGCAUCGCCCCUCGUGCUAAUGCAUCACUCCCUGCAGUAAUGCAUCGCCCCUCAUGUUAAUGCAUCACCCCUGCAGUAAUGCAUCGCCCCUCAUGUUAAUGCAUCACUCCCUGUGUUAAUGCAUCACUCCCUGCAGUAAUGCAUCACCCCUCGUGUUAACGCAUCGCCCCUCGUGCUAAUGCAUCACUCCCUGCAGUAAUGCAUCGCCCUCGUGCUUAUGCUUCACUCCCUGCAGUAAUGCAUCACCCCUCGCGUUAAUGCAUCGCCCCUGCAGUAAUGCAUCGCCCCACGUGUUAAUGCAUCACCCCUCAUGUUAAUGUGUCACUCCCUGCAGUAAUGCAUCGCCCCUCGUGUUAAUGCAUCAUUCCAUCCAUUGAUGCAUUGUCUUGAUGUAUUACCCUUCAUGUUAACGUAUUACUCCCUGUACCAAUGCAUCACAUUUCUGAAUUGAUGCAUUCACUCCCUGGGUUAACCAAGUUCUCCCUGCAUUAAUGUAUCACUCCUGGUGCUAAUGCAUCGCUCCCUUCAUUAACCCAUUACCCUCUGCUAUAAUGCAUUACUCUCUGCAUAAAUCCAUUACGCCCUGUAUUAACGCAUUAUUCCCUGUAUAAUGCAUCUCACCCUGAACUAAUGCACCGCUCUCUGGUAUUGCAUUAUUCCAUGCAUUACUCCCUGCGUUAACACAUUACUCCCUGCAUUAAUCCAGUACUCACUGUAUUACACCUCAUACCAAUAUAUUACUCCCCAAGUUAACACAUUACUCCUUUUAUUUAUGAAUUACCCUCUGUACAAAUGCACCACACCCUGCAUUAAUGCAUCUCUUUCUGUAUUAAUGCAUUCCUCCAUGCGCUAAUGCAUAACUCCCUGCAUCAACACAUUAGUCCCUGUGUUAAUGCGUCACUCCCAGCAUUAAUACAUCUUUCUCUGUAUUAACACACCCCUGCAUCUAUUGAUCAUUGUUGCAUGUACUCAUGCAUUACCCAGUGCAGUAAGGUAUUACCCUCAUUCUGCCACAACGCAGCCUGUUAUUGCAGCAAGGCUGCCCGCAGUUGCUCCAACGCGGGUGCACAUUUGCAUUAAUGUCCACGCUGGUCGGAUUCCUCACAACAUUUCCUGCAAGGCUGCCCAUUAUUGUUGAAUCAUUGCAACCCUACACCCUGUUGUUUGCUGAGGUGCUGCUGAAAUGUUGCUCGUUAGCACCGACGUUGCCUGUUAUCGUGAAACUUCUGAUGGUUAUUGUUGUAUUAUUCCACUGCAGCUGCAUUGCUGCUGCAGUUUAGACCACUGUUGUUGCA
Messenger RNA from Pristis pectinata (smalltooth sawfish), 3082 nucleotides. Its product is annotated as aldehyde dehydrogenase family 3 member B1-like. The transcript is spliced from 10 exons. The coding region runs from base 138 to 1550 and encodes 470 amino acids. Lineage: Eukaryota; Metazoa; Chordata; Chondrichthyes; Rhinopristiformes; Pristidae. Gene Ontology annotation, molecular function: aldehyde dehydrogenase (NAD+) activity. Gene Ontology annotation, biological process: aldehyde metabolic process. Gene Ontology annotation, cellular component: cytoplasm. The record is from RefSeq and is a predicted model, not a curated record.